Colletotrichum fioriniae is the source of this 444-nucleotide messenger RNA. RefSeq lists its product as uncharacterized. NCBI's taxonomy places the organism in Eukaryota, Fungi, Ascomycota, Sordariomycetes, Glomerellales, Glomerellaceae. The record is from RefSeq and is a predicted model, not a curated record.
AUGGAGCAAACCCAAGCACCCGAGACCAGAGAGGCUAGACCUCGCCGCAUCCGCCUUCACCACCCUGGCCGCUUCAAAACCUUCACCCUAAGCCUCAUGUGCGCCACCUUUGCCGUCUUCGGUGCCCUCGUCAUGGUCGCCCUCGCCCAUACUCCAAAGGUGAACAACGAACUCCAUGCCAACAACUCGACCACCACCACCACCGCCACCGGCGGUGAUUUCUCCACCACAGCUGCUAUAAUUACCGGCACCGGAGUCACUGAGCAGGUCUCUACUCCCGUGGAGAAGGUCCCCCAUCAAGAGGAGGAGAAGGGUCAUGUCCUUCCCGAGGUAACCGCCCAGACCACAACCACUCUCUACACCGAUGACAACAACACGAUCGUCUUUACCACUUAUGAACCCAAGGUCUCGGUCGUUGUUGAGGGUGAUGCUGCGUCCGUCUAG